Messenger RNA from Menidia menidia (Atlantic silverside), 9343 nucleotides. NCBI's taxonomy places the organism in Eukaryota, Metazoa, Chordata, Actinopteri, Atheriniformes, Atherinopsidae. The record is from the annotation of a GenBank genome assembly.
GCACCGUUACAAUCAGUUUAACCGCCAUCCGGCCCGGGUCCCACACCUGGUUUCACAAGAAUGGACAUCUUAUAGGCCACUUUUCGUCACCUUUGGAAUAGUUAGAAGACUUGCCUGUAGAAGUGCUCUUGUGUUUUUUUUAUUGUUUGAUUUUUUUUAUGCCUUGUCCCCUUUUUCAUCCCAGUCCUUUAUUUCCCUCUUAUCCUGCAUAGCCCACUCCCCUUUGCUUUCUCUCCCUCUCCCUUCUUCUGUUCCUUCCCUCGGUUGUUCCUGGACUGAUUUAUUUGGCCUGCAGCGGCAGAGAUAGAGGGAAAGCACCGGGCUAUAUUUGUCUGCUGCUGAGGCUGGACUAGCUUUAGGGUAGAUGACCUAGGAUCCUGUGUUUGGGUUUACCUGCUCACUCCAGCACCUCCUGUCUCCUCAGCAUCAGCUUUGCUUCGGCUAAGGACCUAAGUUUCUCCCGUCAGGAUAAAUGGACCUCCCCAGCACAGUGCCUUUCUCAGUGCUUUGCAGGCUGAUUUGGAUCUAAAACUCCAACCAGACUUUGCAAUUCAACCUCACUCCCAACAGACACUUUAAGUUUCCAGAGUGACUUCUCCUUGAAGGCAAAGACCACCUUGGUCAAGAGCGUUUCAGACACAGAUGCCAAACUUCUCGUCGCCCUACCAAAGGUGUCAGAAUUGAAGAAAUACUUUGAGGGAGCAGUCUCCAAAGAUCAGGGGAUGAACAGGAAGGAGAGGAUAGCCCGGCGCCUGGAGGGGAUUGAAACGGAAGCGCCCCCCGCUCUGGUGCCCGGUGGGUUGGUGGCCAACAGGAUGCUGGAGGAGGAUCCGCCGCGGUACACCCGUGCCUCAGACCCAUGUGAGCCUCGUGUGAUGGUGAGACGCUACGGCCGAGAGGAGCUGGAGGCACCACAGAAGAAGCUGUCGUCUCCAGACAGGUCAUCUCAGGUCAAAGGAGGCGUUGGCGGCGCCCGCCCGGAGCCCGUCGUGGUGUAUGUCGACCCGGUCACGCUGUCCACUGCCUCCACGCCCACAUCUGGCCCCACGGACUCCACCAGCCUCAGCUCCAAGGCCGAACGCAUCGCCCGUUACAAGGCCGAGCGCCGCCGGCAGCUGUCGGAGCGUUACGGCAUCCUCCUGGAUCAGGAGGCCGAAAUCGACUACACGCCGCGCUACCGUUCCAGGCGGGACCCGGACACCGCCGAGCACCAGGCGCCCGCCAGGCGAGACAGGGACAGGUCAGAGCCGGAGGCCCAGAGAGGGGAUCCCAGGGUGCCCUACAGGUCUGGAGUGGGCCGGGUCUACAUGAGGACACACCCGGAUCCUGCGCCUGCCGACACGGCUGGCCCCGCCCACCCACAUCAAGCCACACCCCCCAAUCAAGACAGACCCAAUCGGUUUUCGGAGCGGGAGAGGGCGAUGAAUGUGGAAAACUACCGUCGCGGUGGAGCUCAGGAGCGCUCUUCAAGAGCCAGGAAACAGGAGCAGCAGCAGCCGCAGCAAAAAGAGCCCACCCACCAAGGGACGGCCCCCCAGGAGCAAAACCCCGCCCCCGCCAGGGACUACAGCAUCGCCGCAGUGCCGAGCUCCCCCCGCACUGCCCGCCGGGCAUCCCUCCCCUCCCCUCGCUACGGCAUCUCACCUGGAGAUUUAUUCAUAGAGCAGCAGGCUCAGAGCAUCCUCAGCAGGCAGGGAAUCCGAGUAAGGGAACGAUUGUCCAGGGAUGAAUCUGUUCUGAAGCCCCAUGACUGGAGUCCCGACAGGCACCAAGCAAACAGGCACCGCGCUCAGUACACCCCACAACAUCCAGAACACCCCCAGCAAAGAACUGUUUCCCAGCCCCAGCCCAGCCCGGGCCACCAUCCUGCCCACGGUCAGACGACCUACCCUCCCUCCACCGCGGUGUACCAACACACCGGCCGUGCUUCGGACUCUCAGCCCUAUUUGGCCACAGCUGCUCAGGUGUCAGCUGGCAGACCCUCUGGACCCCCAGAGGUGCAACCACGAAGAAGAGUGAGCGCUGACCAAGUCUAUGCUGCCCACAGGGAGGCGAGACUGGAGGCAAGGCAGGCCAUCAAAGAAGAGGCCCACACCCAGGGCCUGCUAAAGAGCAGGAAGGCUGUGUUGCCCUCGGAGAUUCGGCGGAGGGAAAGGAGUGUAGACGACACUCACAGAGGUCGACACGAAGACAUAGACUGGCAGAACAUGAGCCCAGAGCAGAAGAGGGUAAGUCGUGGAGAGGAAGACUGGGACAGGGAGAGGCCGAAAGAGCGGGGAAGGGAAAGACAAGUUCAGAGGAUCAGAGAAAGAGGAAGAGAGCAGCUCUCCAGUAACGAAGUCCAAGAUGACCGAAUGAUCCGAUCUAUGCAGCCUUCCCACUCCUCUGCACACGAGCAGCUUUGGCAGCAUCAUUCCUCGGAGCCUGUUUACCAUCAAGAGCAGCAAGAGCACCAAACGCAGCAACAGUAUGACUCAAGAAAAGGAGAACAUGCUGCUCAGAAUCAGCAAGAACCUCAAAGACAACAUCAACACAACCCCCUGAGACAGCCGCAGGAGAACCAAAGGCAGCCUCAAGGACAACAGCAGGAUGAGCUGCGAGCACACGUGCCUCCGAGUAGGCACCAAGACUCUCAAAUAAGACAACAGGAGUCCCGCCUGGAGGAAGAGAUCGCGCCUCAGCUGCAACAACAAGAGCCCCAGCACCAAGCCUUUGACUCUGCCGUUUCUUUGGCCCAGGCCAAGCACAGAAGCAUGGAAGUCAGCGGAGGGCCCAAACCCAAGAUACGAAUGCGCUCCAUGUCAGACAUAGGCGUGAGCCAGCACUCUGUGAUGUACCGCAUGGAGCGGGCGGCGGCCAGCAAAGAAGGAUCGAGAAACGCCCCUCCUCCCGGGACGGCUAACGGGGAGACGGGCACCCUGGACACCAGGGUGUCCGUGGCACAGCUGCGACACUCUUACCUGGAGAAUGCCAACCGGAAACCCGAGUUUGAUGCCACUAAAGUGGACCUGUCAGCCAUGGAGGUGGAUCCAUCUGCCGGCGGCGAUCGGGACAGGGGAACUCGGAGGCCCCGGCGUUACAUCACACCGGGGGAGAGUCGCAUGUCGGAGAGGUUCAGGACCCAGCCCAUCACCUCUGCGGAGCGUCUGGAGUCCGACAGGUCUCGUCUGAGCCCAUCACAACUGCAGGACCCUGAAGAUGAGGAAAAGUUGGAUGAGAGAGCCAAGAUGAGCGUGGCAGCAAAGAGAUCUCUUUUCAGGGAGCUGGAGCGCACCUCAGACGGAAGCGUUCCCAAACCUCGCUCUCGAAACGCUGCUGUGGAGAGACGUCUGAGGAGAAUUCAGGACCGCUCUCACACUCAACCUGUCACCAACAAAGAGGUGGUCAGUGCCUCGAGUGACCCUUCCGCACCGUCACAACCUAUGGGCAUCCUCAUUCAUGCAAAUCAAGUUAGUAGCCACGCUGUGGAUGGCACCGGAGCGACGAGCAUCAGCGUUCAGGCGUCCUCUCAGCACAGCUCAGUAGUCCAGGAACAGGAAACUUACCAAAACCAGAAGCCGGGUCCGUCGUACAGCGCCGAAGGAGAGGGACUUUUCCAGGACCUGGGCCCGGAUGAGCCCGACCUGUCGGCGCUCAGCCUGACGGAGAAGAUGGCCCUCUUCAACCGCCUGGCCAAGCCCACGGGCAAAGCAGCCGAGGGGGCUCGGGGGGACACCCGCCAGCGCCGAGCAAACGCCCGCUUUCAGACCCAACCCAUCACCCAGGAAGAGGUGGAGCAGGAAGCUGAGCCUGGGGUCACCUCCGCCGUGUGCAACGGCGACUUAGAGGCCAGUCAGGGAGAACACCUUAAAAAUGGCGGCGAAGUCAAACUGGAGCCGCUUUCGGCCUCCCUGGUCCGAUCUCUGGCAGCCGUCACCUCCCAAGCUUCCGUCGCCACAGUAACCAUGACGGCGGGCCGAAGUGAUGAUGGCUUCCAUCUAGGGAAGUCCUCCGCCAUCCAGUACAUCCCUGCCCAACAACAGGCUCCCGGCAGCGCAGACUACCGCCAGGAGAGGGCGCAGAGGUAUUUCUCCAUGACCCAGAGCGAGGACCCGGGCCACCCGGAGCCUGAGCCGAACCCCGCCCCUCUCCUCGCUGAGAGCCAAGACAGAGCGUGGACCGCUCCGGCUCCCGCCUCCUCGGUUGGUCUCCGGCAGCAGGGGGAGGCGGCGGCGGAGGGCUGGAGAGAGCCAGAAGAAGAGGAGGUUGGAGGGAGAGAGCAGGGAGGAGCCAGAGAAGACAGGCUAGCCGGCAGCAUCCCGGAGAAGCCGCACUCCUCCGACAGGGACGGAGAGGACCGGCCGCAGCAUCCCCACCCCUCUGCCGAGUCCUCUUCGUGGCAGAGCCAGGCAGAGCCUCGGCCCGGCCGGAGAGCCCCUGACCGAGACUCCCAGGAGGGGAGGGAGAGGGAGGAGGGAGGAGGAAGAGGAAGAGGAAAAGGAGGCCACCUGAGAGAGGCUGCGGCACCCCACGCUGCCUCCACACAGGAGCAGGGAAAAAGCGGCGGAAGGGGCCAGGGAGGUUUUUCAGAUUUUCUGGAACACUCGGCGCCGCUGAGGCCGCUGGUGGCUAAAGUAUCAUCCAGGACGGUGUCUCAUGUUUCGAGCGGCCCGCCGCAGCAGCAAAGCGCGACUCAUCCUCCUCAGACGCUCCCCAAGCCCCUGUCGUACAUCCAGCCGCUGUCCCAGCCCCAGCCCCCGCCGACCUACCCCAAACCUUUCACCCACUCGCCACAAACCCAGCCCAAACCUCAGGGGUUCAUCCAGUCCCUCCCCAAGCCCUACCUGCAAACGCCCCCACAGCCCCCGCCCAAACCCCAGGUGCCUCCUCAGACCCCACCUAAACCGCAGUCCUUCCCCCAGACGCUGGUCAAGUCCAGGUCCCUGCCCCUAGAUCCCAGCGAGGACUUCAGCCGGCAAAGCGCCCACUCUGGAGAUCUGCUGUCCCCCACAGGGUCCGGAGACCACCUUUCUGACGGCAUGUCCGCCAAACAGAUGUCCAUCAAAGAGAGAGUGGCAUUGCUGAAGAAGAGCGGCGAGGAAGAUUGGAGGAACAGGAUCAACAAGAAACAGGAAGUGGUUAAAGUGGCGUCCACCGAGCAGCAGGCGCAGCAAUGGGAGACAGAGCAGGCCGACCAAAACAAGGAGGAAGGGGUGGUUUUUCAAGACUACUCUGCUGUGUCUGCGUCUGAACAGCUGUGGGAACCUGUCUUCUCCUCCACCUUUUCUCCUCCUAUCUCCCUCGGCCAAAAGUGUCAGUAUAUUGACCAUCACAGCCAGAAGGUUGGAGAGGAAAUUGAGGCCCAGAUGACCAUUGAGGAGAGAAAACAGAUGAUUUCAAUACGUGAGGAUGCCUGGAAGACAAAGGGCAAAGGAGCAGCCAAUGACUCCACGCAGUACACAGUUGCUGCACGGAUGGUUAAGAAAGGCCUGGCAGCCUCGGCCUCGGUUAUCAGCCCCAUCCUGUCACCAGUCUCCACUAAACUGAAGAGCAGCACGCCUGCUGUCAACAAACCACAAGAAGAAAUUGAAGCCAGGCCAGACAUGGAAUCAGAUAAGAAACUAGACAAGCUGGAGAGCUUCCUGGGGCGUCUGAACAGCAAAGUGGCUGGUUUGCAGGAAACCACCAUAACAGUGACUGAGAAGGCAGUGAAGGAAGUGAUGAAACUGGACGAUGAAAUCUUCUCCAAGUUCUACAGACACGUGGCUGAGUUUCCCCGCAUGCCCACCAGGAUUGAAAUCACAGAAGACUUUGACUCCAUCUUUGGCUCUCAGGGUCCCAAACUGACCUCAGCCAUGGUGCAGCACAAGCGGUCAGUUCGUCCGUCCAGGAACGUUCAGUCCUCCAGAAACCCUGUGAAGAUGCUGGCGGCCAGGGAGGACAUCCGGCAUGAGUACACGGAGCAGAGGCUGAACGUGGCACAGCUGGAAAGCAAAAGGAUGAAGGCUGAGAAAGUCAGCAAAACCUCUGAGUACUCGGAGGCUGCUCUGGCAGGUCUGGCCAGCAAAGAAAACUUCAGCAGUGUGAGUCUGCGUAGCGUCAACGUGUCUGAGCAGACCUCCAACAACAGCGCAGUGCCCUUCAAGAGCCUCAUGCUGAUGCUGGUCAAAGGCCGCCGUCAUGUUCAAACCAGAUUGGUGGAGCCCAGAGCGUCCUCUCUGAACAGCGGGGACUGUUUCCUGCUGGUCACUCCGGAGAACUGUUUCGUCUGGGUCGGAGAGUUCUCAAACGUCAUCGAGAAGGCCAAAGCUAUGGAUUUGGCCACUUUCAUCCAGACGAAUAAGGACAUGGGCUGUAGAGCGAGCGAGGUUCAGACCGUGGAAGAGGGAGUCAACCCACAAGGUCCCGACGCGCAGCAGUUCUGGUCAAUCCUGGGUGGACAGAUGGCCUAUCGGCGUAAGGCGUCAGGCAUGAAGGCUCCCACAGAUUGUGUUUGUGCUGCCGUGGUUAAAUCCCACUGCCUCUGCCCUGCAGCGGCGGGUCCAUCGGAGGAGGACGAGCAGUUUGAGAGCGGCAUCGUGGAAACCAACUGCAUCUUCAGACUCCUGGACGACAAACUGAUUCCUGAUGACGACGAGUGGGGGAAGAUUCCUCGCAGCUCCAUGUUGGCAUCGAAGGAGGUGCUGGUGUUCGACUUUGGCAGCGAGGUGUACGUGUGGCAUGGCAAAGAGGUGACCCUCGCCCAAAGGAAGGUCGCCUUCCAGCUCGCCAAACAUCUGUGGAACGGGACGUUCGACUACACCUGCUGCGACAUCAACCCCCUGGACCCCGGCGGCUGCAACGCGCUCAUCCCCAGGAAGGGCCAGGGCCGCCCCGACUGGGCCAUCUUCGGCAGGCUGACCGAGCACAACGAGACGGCCUUGUUCAAGGAGAAGUUCAUGGACUGGACUGAAGCGAAGUCGCCCACUCCCAAAGAGGGGGGCGAGCCUCCGCCCGAGCAGAAGGAGGCUCCUGGACGAGGCUGCCGGCCUUACGACGCCAACCUCAUGCUGACUGUCCUCAACUCGCCUAUUUCCACCAUUUUGGACGGGGUGAACGUGGGCCGGGGCCACGGUCCCGUUGAGACCGAGGACCACAUGAGGGCUCAGGAGAUCACCACGGCGUCCGUGGACGUCUGGCACAUCCUGGAGUUCGACUACAGCCGCUUGCCACGCCAGAGCAUCGGCCAGUUCCACGAGGGAGACGCGUACGUGGUCAAAUGGAAGUACAUGGUCAGCACCUCGGUGGGCCGCAGGCAGAACCCUGAGGCCAGGAGCAGCGGGCCGGGGAAGGAGAGGUGCUGCUACUUCUUCUGGCAGGGGCGACACUCCACCGUCAACGAAAAGGGGACGUCGGCACUCAUGACAGUGGAGCUGGACGAGGAGAAAGGGGCUCAGGUCCAGGUGCAGCAGGGAAAAGAACCGCCAUGUUUCCUGCAGUGCUUCAACGGAGGGAUGAUCGUCCACGCUGGCAAGAGGGAGGAGGAGGAGGAGAACACUCAGAAUGAGUGGCGUCUGUACUGCGUGCGGGGCGAGGUGCCGGUGGAGGGCCACCUGCUGGAAGUGGCGUGUCACUGCAGCAGCCUGCGCUCCAGAGCCUCCAUGAUCCUGCUCAACAUCAACAAGGCCAUCAUCUACCUGUGGCAUGGCUGCAAGACGCAGCUGCACACCCGCGGCGUCGGAAACACGGCCGCGCUCAAGAUCAAAGAACAGUGCCCGCUGGAAGCAGGCCUCCACAGCAGCAGUAAGGUGACCAUCCAUGAGUGUGACGAGGGAGUGGAGCCCCCGGGCUUCUGGGAGGCGCUGGGGAGGAAGGACAGGAAGGCAUACGACUGCAUGCUGCAAGAUCCAGGCAAAUUCAACUUCACCCCGCGACUCUUCCAGCUGAGCAGCACAUCGGGAGAAUUUGUAGCCUCUGAGUUCUUCCACCCAUCCAGAGCUCCAGACCUCAUCAGCUCCCUGCCGUUCCUGCAGGAAGACCUGUACAACGCACAGCAACCUGCUUUGUUCCUGGUAGAUAACUUCCACGAGGUGUACCUGUGGCAAGGCUGGUGGCCCCAGGACAGCGAGAGCACGGGCUCAGCCCGCAUCCGCUGGGAUGCUGACCGAAAGUGUGCCAUGGAAACCGUGCUUCAGUACUGCAAAGAAAAGAACGAGAAAAAGCCUCAGAAGUCGUACCUGAUCCACGCCGGCCUGGAGCCGCUCACCUUCACCAACAUGUUUCCCAGCUGGGAGCACAGAGAAGACGUGGCUGAGAUAACAGAGAGGGAGGCGGAGGUGUGUAACCAGAUCAUUUUGGUGGAGGACGUGUUGGCCCGGCUGUGUCAGAACAUCUUCCCUCUGGCUCAGCUGCAGGCCAGGCCCCUCCCGGAGGGGGUCGACCCGCUCCGGCUGGAGAUCUACCUGUCCGACCCGGACUUUGAGAAAGCUUUGGAAAUGACGAGAGAGGACUAUGAAAGUCUACCAGGGUGGAAGCAAGUGAACCUAAAGAAGGCCAAAGGACUUUUUUGAGCAGGGUUUUUCCCCCUGAAGUUGGCGCGUGAAGCCGUCAAAGACUGGAUGAGGGAGAAGAGGAUGGAAGAAAAGUAACCGAACCGACAAGAAGAACGAGAUGGAGACGCGCUGGCCUUGCUUAUGCUCAUGUAUUACUUCUUGACCGUGUCCGUACUUAACUAAAAUAAAUCCAAGCGGUGUAUCACCAGGUGAACACACCUGGCUUUGGUUCAUAGAUGGUGUUUGUGUGUCUUUAAAAAACCUCUUCCAAGCACUUAAGUCCCGGCUUGUGGACCCCUGGAAGACAACACGUGGACGCUUGCUGUCAGAGUGCCAUGACGUUGGUUGCGUGUACGCGUGCGACUGUAUAUAAUGUUUGUGUGUGUAAACGUUCGUGUAAAUGUGCAUGUAGGCGCGUUUGUGACUUUGUAUCCAUGUAAAGGAAAACAAAAAAAACAAACCGUAAUGUGUCAGGUUUCACGAGGAAAGCUGGAUGGCGUCAGGCCGGGGAGGCGUGAGGUGACCCUGGGUGACCAGAGGCGAGCUGGGACCGAAAGGUUCGACUUUACAGGCGUCGGAGAGACAGCAGCUUGAGGAAUCUGAAUGUAUAGUGCCUUGCUUUUUGUGUACAGUUUAUAUACAGAAAUCCUAGUCUGCAUUUUUAAAGACUUUCUUUGUGAUAUAAGACAUAGUGAAUAAAUCCCAAUAAUGCUCAACUCAGACAAGAAGUGGUUGUGUCUCCUUUGCUGCAUGUGGUGCAUGAAGGAAUUAAGAUCUCUUUUUCUAAAUGUAUUCAAGUGGUAAAAUUGUUUCAUUUUAAACUAGGUAGAGGC